Messenger RNA from Chenopodium quinoa (quinoa), 2768 nucleotides. RefSeq names its product calcium/calmodulin-regulated receptor-like kinase 1. The coding region runs from base 2154 to 2384 and encodes 76 amino acids. The record is from RefSeq and is a predicted model, not a curated record. The transcript has 3 exons. Gene Ontology annotation, molecular function: protein kinase activity; ATP binding. Gene Ontology annotation, biological process: protein phosphorylation. Lineage: Eukaryota; Viridiplantae; Streptophyta; Magnoliopsida; Caryophyllales; Amaranthaceae.
AUGAAUUUUGAUUUGGGUAGUGUUUUGGGUGUUUGUACUAUCCCUAAUUUAUGGGUAAUUAAACGACAUGCAAAUUGGAGUUUUUUACUUUUUAAAAUUUUCUUGCUUUAAUUGAUUAGUUCUUUCUUUAAUUCAUUAGUUCAGAUGUAAUUUAUAGGUAUUCAUUUUGGUCAAUGCAAUUGCAUGUGCUAUGUAGUUCUUUCGCCCAUUUAUGUUUGAGAGUUGCUGUAUUUUUCUGGGUUCUGGUUGAAUAUUGUGAAAUUUGCAAGAUCUGUGUUUACAAAUUUGAUGAAUGAAGCAUGUGAUAACUUUCUGUUAAUCGAUGUUGGUGUUAAUCAGGCAUGACUUGAAAAUGCAUUUCACAAUGUCAGAAUCAUUAUCACUAAAUUCAUCAUCAUUAUUUGAUAUGACGUUGUGUUUUAUUAUUAUUUAUUUAGCUUUAUUUGUGGUGAUCUUAAUCUUAGUGUUGUUACUAUUGUUAGUUGUCUUGAAUUUGAGCUAAAUUUUGUAAAAAUAAUAAUUUGAUAUUUAAUUUUGUUGUGGUGUUGUAUUCCAUUUUUCGCACAAAACUGAAUUGAAAGUUCAUAUAGCACUUGUUACCUCUGUUGUUGUGGUGCCUUGUUCAAGUAAGCUCUGGGUGUUUAUCUUUACAAAUUGAGGGAUCCAGAGUACUUGUGAAUAUCUUAUGAAGGUAGUGAUUAAUUAAUUCUCAAUGUCGUCUGAAUUAUGUUGCUACUUUUGGUCAACUCAAGCUAAGUUUCUAUAUACGAGUCUCUAGAUACUAGAUUAGGAUUGCAUAUUUGGGAGGGUUGAAGGUGAAGGAUGUUGUUAGUGGGGAGGUUAAGGAUGUGCAGGUUUCUUAUUUUUCGGUGUUUAGAGAGACAUAAAGAGCAAUGAUAUAAAUCGAAAUGAUGACCGGAUUACGGAAUGCACAUUCUAGAUUUGUGGUACAAUCGUAUAAGUGUUGUGAUAUGUUUUGUUGAUGAUGUUAUCAGGGAGAUGAUUUGUGUGUUAGCUGCUACUACAUUGAUAGUGAGCUCAAUGCUUAUGCCAUAUCUUCUUCUCAGGUCAACUGCUUAGCUUGCUUAUCUAUUUUUAUACAACUAUUGUACGAAUACACAAAGGAAGUACGGAAUUAUGUUGAGUACAUUUGAUAAUUCGGUUCCAUGGAAAGUCGAAAAACCUUUAAACUGUUGCCAUGCUUCGGUGAUUGUAAGUUGUAAUUGCUCUGUGUAAAUGGAUCAUUUGGUAAAAAAAAAAUAAAAAAAUAAAAAAAUAAGUUGUUUGGAUGAACUAUUUUAAUGUUAAUUUGUUUUAUGGAAUGAGCGUUACCCUUGGCCCUGAAUCUCCAAGACGAUACAGAAAAAGUGUCAGUGGGAUGUCUUUGUGGCUUGACGGCUUUAAGAGAAGUAAUGUUGUUUCUGCAUCUGGUAUACUUGAGUUUGUUUACAGGUUUGCUUUCUGAAAUUUACUUAAGUUUUUAGUGACAAUGUUAAAAUUAUUCCGUUGAGACAUUAAAAAUAAGGAAUUGGCAAUCCUCUUUAUGUGAUCAUAGGGACAAAACCGAAUUGGGUAGUGAAGAUGAGAAAUCUUAUCAGUCCGAUUAGUGCCAUUUUUAUAGAUUGAUCAAUGGAUUUUGUAAAUGUUGCUAACAAAUCAAUUAUGUUUCAUAACUUGAUGCUUGAAUCUAGGUGUUAGAUUUUAUUACAUAUAUGCUGCUGUUUUGAUUCUUUGUAAUUUACGUGAGAAUCGUAAAAGGAGGUAUUAAUUGCUUUCUUAUGGUAAUAAAUAAUUGUCGUAGCAGACCUCAUUACAGCUUAUAAUGUCAUAUUAUUGUGUUUGGCUGGUGUCAUUGCUUUGCUAAGAAUGUAUAAUUCAAGUAUAAUUUACAUCUUAAUAUGAUUUUUGGUCUCAGUAUCUCAAGUGCUCUCUUUCUCCACCCUCUUUGUCAAUCUAUCCUUGUUGGAGAGUAAUUUCUUGUAGAUUCAAAUCAUGGUGAAACUACUGAUAUGAACAGAACUCUGAUUGCACUUUACUUGAUGACUAUAAGAGUAUAAGCUGGCUACUUCUUUUGCAGGGAUUUGUAGAAGGCGACUCAGAAUUUCACAACAUUGGUUGGCCAGGGUGCAUAAUGUGCUGUGUACAAAGCUCAGAUGUCAACUGGUGAAAUAGUUGCUGUGAAGGUGUUGGCAACUGAUUCAAAGCAAGGGGAGCAAGAAUUUGAAACAGAGGUUAAACUGUUAGGAAGGUUGCAUCACAGGAACCUCUUGAAUUUGCUUGGAUAUUGUACAAAGAAGGGAAAAAACAUGCUUAUAUAUGCGUAUAUGAGCAAUGGCAGCCUAGCUUCCCAUUUAUACAGCAGUUCCUCCUGUGAUACAUCGUGACAUUAAAUCUUCCAACAUUUUGUUGGAUCAGUCAAUGAAAGCUAGGGUAUGUACAUUGUUAUCACUUAAAUCUCCUGUGAUACUCUAGAGUUAGCUUGAAUCCUUCCCCUACAAUGGACAUCAAUGCUGCCAUCGGCAAUGAGGACACCAGCUUGGGUGGGGAAAUGGCAUUUGAUACUACAAAGACAAACUCAUUGCCACCAAUGUCACUGUGCUCUGCUCUGCAUCAGUUUUGCAUUCUUGCCACCCUUGAAGUCCUGAGUUCUAUUAGUUUUUGUAUACUGUCAGACAACAUAUGUUAGUGUUUAUAUGUCCAAAAGUAUAUAUGUUAGUGUUUAUAUGUCCAUUUUUUUUAGUUUUUUAAAGUGUAAUAUUACAAGUUAU